Molecule: messenger RNA, 2217 nt
Organism: Durusdinium trenchii
Lineage: Eukaryota; Dinophyceae; Suessiales; Symbiodiniaceae
Source: the annotation of a GenBank genome assembly
AUGUGGCUCCCGCAGGUGCCGAGUUUACGCCGGCGCUUUCUUGGAUUUGCCAUCAUCACACUGGGCACUGUCGGCAGCCUCGUUGCCUUGCAACUCUCAGGGGCAGAUGGUCCAGGACCAUGGAUGUUGGGUUUGUUUGCAGCACUUCUGCUAGCAGUGAUCCACGUUCCCGAGAGCGGAGUGGUGCGAGAGGUGCCGUUGAACUGCCGUUGGGCCUUUUGUGUGGCCAUCGCUCUCCUCACACUUUAUGCAGCAACAUAUCCUUGGCAUCAGCUCACAUUUUGGCACCAUGCAGAGGAUGGCACAUUGGAAAUGCGUGCGGCCAAUGACAGGUGGAUCAUGCUGUUUGGCUUGGUAGGCAUGGCUAUGGUGUAUAUCCUUUGCAUCCUCAAGCGCCACCCGCCCAGCACAUACACGCACGAUGCCAAGUGGUGCAUGUUUGCCUUCUUGCUUGCCACCAUUUUUUACCAAUGCUUUGGCGCAGGAAGUGGGUACCACUCCUCGGGAAUAGGUGCUGCCUUCUUGGCCUUGUCGGUCAGUUUGCAUGGCAUCGCUUUGGGCUGGGUGAUGAUUCUUUUUCAAGCUCGGAUGAGAUUCUUCAGCUUUACUUCAGUGUCGCAACUCUGGAUCUUCAUCAUGUGUGGUGCCUUCAUAUCAAGUCCGCUCCUCGAUGCUACAAGCGUUUGGUCGAGAAGCUUUGGAUUGGUGGCUUUCUUGAUCGCACGCUUUGUGUUUCUGGGCAUUUGGAUGACAUACAGUGUCAUCGCUUGCAGGGCUAUAUGCCAAGGCCUGCAUGCCUUGUCCGUUGAGAGCCGCCGUGUCCAUGGUGCACCUCAGCGGCAAGCGUUGUGGGCCGCAGAGGUCUUGAGGACGGAGCUUUUCCUGGGCGCCAUACUGUUCAUCACGACAUUCAUCUCCUGGUUCACUAUCAAUUGCAUCAGGUUCGUGGAGCUCAGAUACCCAGACGAGUAUCAACGUGAUGCAACAAGCUUGUGGACCUUCGCGAGUUUCCUUCGUUGCUUCGACUGCUUGGUGAACACCGUGGACCUGGCACUGUUCUCUGGGAUUCUUUGGCAAGGAUCGCCUCCAGAGGAGGAGCUCGACGGCUGCUCUACGUCGCAUGAGGGUAUGGCCUCCAUGUUGGAUUUUCUGGAUGCUUCGGAUCGAGCGCACUACACCGCGAAGGUUCAAGAGCUCGCGCGCCGUGGUGUCCACCUCUCCGCGCUGAUGAACUUCUGGGAAGAGCUCCUGGAUGGUCAUUUGAUGCCCAGCUUCGACCCUUGCCGGUCCCAAACCAACGACGUGGUGCGACAGGCCAUCAUUCCCUCAUCUCGGGUGGGAGAUCGCGGCCGUGCAUUGGCAGAGCUUUGGGAAGAGCGGCCGGUACUUCCGCAGAAUAUGGUCACCCACCACUGGAGCAACAGCUUUGCACACUUACUGGGAGCCAUACUGGCAGAUGCUUUGAAGAUGCCAUCCUACGCGGAGAUCGCUGAAGAACUCUGUACUCCUGCGGGGGUAGCCUCUCUCAGCACAAAACUGCAGGAAGCUAAUCAACUGGGUGCCACCUACUGGGUAUGUGCUGUAUCCGUAAACCAGCAUGCCAGCAUUUGUGGCGGGUAUGGGCCCGAACCUCCAGAAGGCACUUUGAGAUGGGUGGAGUGGGACGCCAAGAGGCACGAUUCCGUGAGCUCGCAGCGCUUUGAGCUUUGCAAUUGCCAGGAACCCAAGCGGUUGAGCCAUUGCGAUGCAGCCUGUGAGCUGAACAAGUUUGAUGACAUGAUUUGCUUCUUGUCGCACGCUGUCUCCGACUUUGGGCAUUUGAUUGUAGUGGACCAGCACUUCGACGUUUUGUACAGAGCCUGGUGUGUAGCUGAGAUCGUGGAAGGCAAUGCGUUGCACGUCCCUGCUAAGAUCAAAGUGUUCUCCCAGAACGCUGUGGAUUGCAACUAUGACCGCCUAUCUUUGUUGGAUGUCCGGCAAUGUUCCGCAUCAUCGCAGGAUGACAAAGACUUCAUUUUGCGAAAGAUUGGGGACAUCGAGGCUUUCAACUUGAAGUUGCAACAGCUGGUUUUCAGUUCCGAAGGCCUUUUCUCUGAUUGGAUCGACGGCAAGGAGCGCUCACGCUUGGUGGGCCGAAUCUGGCGAAGAUCGACCUGCCGCACCUUCUCAGACUUGGAGGAUUCGAGCAGUUCGAGCACGGACACCUCAAGAUCAUAG